Molecule: messenger RNA, 1077 nt
Organism: Cyprinodon variegatus (sheepshead minnow)
Lineage: Eukaryota; Metazoa; Chordata; Actinopteri; Cyprinodontiformes; Cyprinodontidae
Gene: ttll9
Product: probable tubulin polyglutamylase TTLL9
Biological process (GO): protein polyglutamylation; microtubule cytoskeleton organization
Cellular component (GO): cilium
Molecular function (GO): tubulin-glutamic acid ligase activity; tubulin binding
Source: RefSeq, a predicted model, not a curated record
AUGGCCGUGGACUUGGAGGAGCUGAUUCUCAUUUCGGCUGCUUCACACUUGGUAGGAGGGAGCCAUCAGAACCACAUCAUGCGCAGAAAACAGGGACGAGAUUCUCUGGUUCCCAAACCAGACCCCCUCCGGUGUUUGGCUACAUCUAGAACUUCUGUGCACAAAGGUGUCAGUUUCAUUGCCUACAUGGGUGUUGAAGUCCUCCAGCAGAAUGAUGGAAUCAUGGGGAGGGGCUCAGCUGAACCAGUGGAAAAAGUGAGGAAAGGUGAGAAAGAAAAGAAAAAGAAAAAUCUUGAAAAGGAAGUCGGCACCGUUGAAGCCUCUAAAUGUGAUUUUUUUCCCCAGACCUUUGUUCUUCUCAGCGAAUAUCAUCUCUUUGUAGAGGAGAACAAGCGAAGCCCGGGCAGCAUUUGGAUCAUGAAGCCAAUAAGAAAAUCUCAUGGCAAAGGGAUUUUCCUGUUCAGAAAACUGAAAGACAUUAUAGACUGGGAGAAGGAAAGCUCCCGCAGAGAGGAGCAGAAAGAUUCAGCACACUUGGAAAUGUACAUGGUACAGAGAUACAUAGAGAACCCUUACCUGAUUAAUGGCAGGAAAUUUGAUCUGAGAGUUUAUGUCCUGUCCAUGCUUAAGCCUUUAAACAUACACCUCACUAACGUGUCUGUUCAAAAGACUGCGUCUGACUACGAUCCAGAAAAGGUCAUUAUAAAUGACAAACACUGUUUUGAGCUCUAUGGUUAUGACAUUCUACUGGACCAGAACCUCAAACAGUGGUUAAUUGAGGUGAAUGCAUCGCCAUCAUACCUGCCCAGCAAUCAGGAGGAUUAUGAGAUGAAGUACAGACUGCUGGAGGACACUCUGAACAUUAUUGAUACGGAGGGAAGGCUGACAGGCCAGGAGAAAAGAGUGGGAGGCUACGAUCUCAUGCGGAACAAUGGGCCUGUCUAUAGAGAGGAUGUUGGCCUAGAAACAUUUGACAGUUCAUGCUUCUAUACCAACACAUACUUGGGAUGUGCGAAUGACAGGGAAAAGCAGCUUGGCCAUAUUUUUAAACCAUUACCAUUUCAGAAGAAGGUGUAA